UGGGUUCCCUGUACGCUUUCUUCUUCAUGACGUCUCAGGGAGUUUUUCCCUUGCCACUUGCUCAUCAGUGAUCUUAAAUCGACAUGCAGAUUUCUGCAAAGCUGCCUUGGAACAAUUGUGUAUACAAAUAAAUUCCUGUUCAAAGAUGUUGCUGAGUUGCCAUAGUUACCAGAUGCUCUUUCAAGGUGUCUGGAAAAAAAAUUCAAAACAUGCACGAGGCAGCAUCAUUAAAGGACAGGAGAACAAAUUCAUUAUUAAAUCCUAAAACAGCACACUAAUGUAUUAACGAGUAUGUAAUAAACUAAUAUUAGCCACAUAUGCUUAUGAUUAGUGAGGUAGUAUGAGCUUUUUCCAGGUAAUAUAUAUAUUUUUUUUGAUGUGACAAACGAACCUGUCUGCGCGUGCGCGCGCAGCAUCUUCUGUCUCUCACGCCCAUAAUUCAGCGUUCCACUGGCACGAGCUGGUGCAUCUUGCGCUGUUCUUCGCGUGACCGGUCCGCAUCCUCCCAUCUUCCAUCAAGCACUGAACGACGCAGUGAAGAUGCUGCUGCUCGCACUGAGUCUCGGCCUGGUUAGCGUUAAUGGACUCCUUCCUGAAACUUGGACAGCUCCCGGUGAGGAUUUACAGUCGCACGCGCCCACAGAGGCGAACAUAGGACAAAACCCGACUGUGCUGAGCGACUUGUUCAGGGAGGUGAAGAAACUGGUGGAAGACACGCAGCACCAACUGGAGGAUGCUGAGCAUCAGAUGGACAACGAGAGCGCAAGAUCCAUCCAGCCCAUCCAUAACGUCACCUCAAAUUACAGCUAUGAAAGCAGCACGGAGAUCGUUACCGGAAAUCGAUCCAUCCCUGCUGCUGAGGCGAUCGAUAAGAUACCAGGCAACACAACCGAGGAGGUCCACGUGACCAGAAGCGUUAACCAGUCCAGCGGCAAAGAAACUGACGUCGAUCAUGAGUGCAUUAUUGACGAGGACUGUGAGAAGGGUAGAUACUGUCUCUACGAUGAACACCACUCCGAGUGUAUGCCUUGCAAGCAGUCCGAUGCGACCUGCAGGAAAGAUGAGGAGUGCUGCGAGGGCCAGCUGUGUGUGUUGGGUCAGUGCAUGAACUCCACUAAAGGAGAAGCAGGAACCAUCUGCCAAGAACAAAGCGACUGCGACAGCGAUCUGUGCUGUGCAUUCCACGAAGAUCUGCUUUUCCCAGUGUGCAGCCCCAAACCCAAAGAACGCGAGCCCUGUCACAUCUCCACCAAUCACCUGAUGGACCUGCUGUCAUGGGAUUUUGGACGCAGGAGUCCAAAAGAGCAUUGCCCCUGCGCUGGGGACCUGCAGUGCCAACAUCUGGGUCGCAGCUUGGUGUGCUUGAAAGGUCCGACGUCCAGCGAAGAAGCUCUGAGUGACACUCUGUACUCCGAGAUCGACUACAUCGUCUAAACCUGGACACAGAACCUGUCCAGACUUGACGUUAGUACAAUAGUGAGCUCUGCAAAUUUCACUGAGCCUGAAAACCUUUAGCAGGCCGCCGUAGACUAUUAAAAGUAUUACUCAAGACCAUAACUGUAUGUACAAUCUGGUCACCAUUAUCAUGCUUCAUGUGCCAGUGUUAAGCUCGUCUACAAGCGCAGUAGCUUUUAGCAGGAAGUGUACCAUGUAAAGGUUCACCCAAAGCUCUGCAGACAGGAAACAGUAUUAGAUUAAAGAUAUACAGUAUCAAACUACUUAGGCGCCCAGGACUGAAAUGGUCGCUGAUGUGCGAAAAUGAGCACAGCGGAUGCUCGGUUAUAACCCAGUUAUCAGACUUCAGGCCUGGAGGAUCCCAGAGCUUCAGAGGUCAGCAUUUCACACUCAUUAUCAGUCUUCCAUGUGCUAAAUUUAAUACGUUGGGGGUGGGGGGAGAUAAAUUACUGCUUCAGGACUGAGUACAACAUCCCUGAUAUAAGAAUGAAUUCAGAACAUUAAAUGCAAACUUACAUGUUGUCUCAAAGCUGCAGAAAUGUAAACUUGCAAUAAAUAAAAAGCUGAAAAAUCCUCAUUUUCAUGUGUCAUCAUUAAUCUGUGGGUUAGUAUUAUCAGCAGGGCUGGUCGACAAAUAGAACCUCAAAAUUCAGAUAAUCUGUCACAGUGCACUUUUCUGAGAUAUCAUGUCCACCAAAUAUUUUUAAACACUUUUUUUAAUUUAUUUUUUUUAAAGUUUUUAUGCUUGUGACGUGAUGUUAAUUUUGUUCCGAAGCCUGAAUUUUUUUUUUUAAUUUUACUUCAUUUCUAUAGUUAUUUUUAAAAUUAAAAAUAAUUUUAAAAUUGUUUAAUAAUAUCAAUUAAUAUCUAUAUGAAUUAUUAUACACAUUUAUUUUGUUUGUUUAAAUGCAAUCCUACGGUAUUGCUGUAGGUUGUGAGCAAACCUGUACAGUGCCUUGCAAAAGUAUCCCCCCCCCCCCAACCCUCUAAAAAAAAUAAAAUAAAUAGUAAUAAUUAAAAAAAAUUGGGGGGGAGGUUAGGGGGUAUUGUACUAUUUGAUGAUAGCAAAGGGGGUGAAUACGUAUGCAUACAACUGAUCAGUUUCUAUUUUUAAAACAAGGUAUUUUUUCUUUCUACUUCAAGAAUCUGAUCUAUUCUGUUAGGUCCAUUAAAUAAA
Ictalurus furcatus (blue catfish) is the source of this 2632-nucleotide messenger RNA. RefSeq names its product dickkopf WNT signaling pathway inhibitor 3a (gene dkk3a). The record is from RefSeq and is a predicted model, not a curated record. Lineage: Eukaryota; Metazoa; Chordata; Actinopteri; Siluriformes; Ictaluridae. Gene Ontology annotation, cellular component: extracellular region. Bases 541 to 1434 code for a protein of 297 amino acids. The transcript has 7 exons. Gene Ontology annotation, molecular function: receptor antagonist activity; co-receptor binding. Gene Ontology annotation, biological process: negative regulation of canonical Wnt signaling pathway; multicellular organism development.